Messenger RNA from Danio aesculapii, 3445 nucleotides. It is a transcript of the gene chrd, whose product is annotated as chordin. Bases 145 to 2970 code for a protein of 941 amino acids. The record is from RefSeq and is a predicted model, not a curated record. Gene Ontology annotation, biological process: multicellular organism development. Gene Ontology annotation, molecular function: protein binding. The transcript is spliced from 20 exons. NCBI's taxonomy places the organism in Eukaryota, Metazoa, Chordata, Actinopteri, Cypriniformes, Danionidae.
CAGACACCACACAACAUUAAUAUAAACACAGAAACUCCAGUCAGAGCUCCAAAACUCGCCGAACUGUACUUUCUGAUAGAAUAUUGUCGAUCUGUGCGGUAUUAUUAGCGAUAGUGUUUGUCUGAGGAGUUGAGGGUAGUGUGGAUGAUGGAGGGGCUGCUGUUGAUUCUGCUGUCCGUUGUUAUCGCAUCUAUUCACGGAUCGAGACUCAAGACACCCGCGCUGCCCAUCCAGCCCGAGAGAGAACCCAUGAUUUCCAAAGGAUUAUCCGGUUGCUCCUUCGGUGGCCGCUUUUACUCUCUGGAAGACACGUGGCAUCCAGAUCUCGGAGAGCCGUUUGGUGUGAUGCACUGUGUUAUGUGUCAUUGUGAGCCGCAGAGGAGCCGGCGAGGGAAGGUUUUCGGGAAGGUGAGCUGCAGGAAUAUGAAACAGGACUGUCCAGAUCCGACCUGCGACGAUCCGGUCCUGCUUCCCGGACACUGCUGCAAAACAUGCCCAAAAGGCGACUCUGGGAGGAAGGAGGUCGAGUCACUAUUUGAUUUCUUCCAGGAAAAAGAUGACGAUUUGCACAAAUCCUACAACGACAGAUCGUACAUCAGCUCCGAGGACACCAGCACUCGAGACAGCGCCACCGAUUUUGUGGCGCUGCUGACGGGUGUGACAGACUCCUGGCUGCCAAGCUCCAGUGGCGUCGCGCGGGCCAGAUUUACGCUUUCUCGAACCAGUCUGACUUUCUCCAUCACUUUCCAGAGAAUUAACAGACCGAGUCUCAUCGCGUUUCUGGACACUGACGGAAACACGGCGUUUGAGUUCAGAGUCCCGCAGGCUGAUAACGACAUGAUCUGCGGCAUCUGGAAGAAUGUGCCGAAAUCUCACAUGCGGCAGCUGGAGGCGGAGCAACUGCACAUCUCCAUGACAACCGCUGACAACAGGAAGGAGGAGCUUCAGGGCAGAAUAAUCAAACACAGAGCGCUGUUUGCCGAAACGUUCAGUGCAAUCCUGACGUCUGAUGAGGUGCAUUCUGGGAUGGGUGGAAUCGCCAUGUUGACGCUCAGUGACACCGAAAACAAUCUGCAUUUCAUUCUGAUUAUGCAGGGACUCGUUCCUCAGGGGAGCUCCAAGGUGCCGGUGCGAGUGAAACUGCAGUAUCGACAACACCUGCUGAGAGAAAUACGAGCAAACAUCACCGCAGAUGACUCAGACUUUGCUGAAGUGCUAGCGGAUCUGAACAGUCGUGAACUCUUCUGGUUGUCCCGCGGGCAGCUCCAGAUCUCCGUCCAGACUGAAGGUCAAACCCCGCGUCACAUCUCGGGAUUCAUUUCUGGAAGGAGAUCAUGUGACACUCUGCAGAGUGUGUUGUCGAGCGGUGCGGCUCUGACUCCAGGUCAGACGGGCGGUGUGGGCUCCGCUGUGUUCACUCUGCACCCGAACGGCUCUCUGGAUUACCAGCUACUGGUGGCGGGUCUGAGCAGUGCGGUGCUGAGCGUAAGCAUCGAGAUGAAGCCGCGGCGUCGCAACAAACGCAGCGUGCUGUAUGAGCUCCCGGCAGUGUUCACGGAGCAGCGGGCGGCGGGCAGCUGCGGGCGCGUGGAGGCCAGACACACACACAUGCUGCUGCAGAACGAGCUGUUCAUCAACAUCGCCACCGCACUGCAGCCCGACGGGGAGCUGCGCGGACAGAUACGCCUGCUGCCAUAUAACGGACUGGACGCGCGCAGAAACGAGCUGCCGGUUCCUCUGGCGGGUGUUUUGGUGUCUCCGCCGGUGCGCACUGGUGCAGCGGGUCACGCCUGGGUCUCAGUGGACCCUCAGUGUCAUCUGCACUACGAGAUCAUCGUUAACGGACUCAGCAAGAGCGAAGACGCCUCCAUCAGCGCACACCUGCACGGAUUGGCCGAGAUCGGAGAGAUGGACGACUCUUCCACCAAUCACAAGAGACUCCUGACCGGUUUCUACGGGCAACAGGCUCAAGGCGUCCUGAAGGACAUCAGUGUUGAAUUAUUGCGUCAUUUAAACGAAGGUACGGCGUACCUGCAGGUCAGCACCAAGAUGAACCCCAGAGGAGAGAUUCGCGGACGGAUCCACGUCCCGAACCGCUGUGAAUCCCCGGGGCCCCGCGCUGAGCUUCUGGAGGAGCCGGAGUUUGAGGAUCUGCUGUUCGCCCGGGAGCCGACGGAGCUGCGGAAAGACACACACACUCACAUACACUCCUGCUUCUUUGAGGGAGAACAACACACACACGGCUCACAGUGGACACCGCAGUACAACACCUGCUUCACCUGCACCUGCCAGAAGAAGACUGUGAUCUGUGACCCAGUAAUGUGUCCUGCGCUCUCCUGCACACACACCGUCCAGCCUGAAGACCAGUGCUGUCCCAUUUGUGAAGAAAAGAAAGAAUCUAAAGAGACGACUGCGACUGCUGUAGAAAAAGUUGAGGAAAAUCCUGAAGGCUGUUAUUUCGAAGGCGAUCAGAAAAUGCACGCACCUGGAACAACAUGGCAUCCGUUCGUCCCACCGUUCGGCUACAUCAAGUGUGCAGUCUGUACCUGCAAGGGCUCGACAGGGGAAGUGCACUGCGAGAAGGUGACGUGCCCGCCCCUUACCUGCAGCCGACCAAUCAGACGCAACCCUUCGGACUGCUGUAAGGAGUGUCCUCCUGAAGACACGCCCCCUCUGGAGGACGAGGAGAUGAUGCAGGCGGACGGGACGCGGCUCUGCAAAUUUGGGAAAAACUACUAUCAGAACAGUGAGCACUGGCACCCGAGCGUCCCCCUGGUGGGGGAGAUGAAGUGCAUCACCUGCUGGUGUGACCACGGCGUCACAAAGUGUCAGAGGAAGCAGUGUCCGCUGCUGAGCUGUGGAAACCCCAUCCGCAGAGAGGGAAAAUGCUGUCCGGAAUGCAUAGAGGACUUCAUGGAGAAAGAAGAAAUGGCAAAGAUGGCAGAGAAAAAGAAAAGCUGGAGACACUGACACGCUCUAAAGUGGAGAUCAGGUCGUCUCAAACGCACAAGCAGACGCCUGCGGACUGUACAAAUGCACACUGAAGAGCUCCAGAACGACAAAACUACACAAUGGAUUAAUCCAGAAUCAAUCUCAGCUGCUGCAGAUGUUUGGAUUUCCCACCGGCGGGAAUGUGCCUUUUAUUUUUGUUUGCAUAUUUGACUUGGACACAGCAUCACGUGCGAGUAAAACAAAACAAAUUACACUAAUGCUUCUCACUGUCUCUCUAUAAUGACUCUGAAAUCAGCCAAUCAGCAGGACUGUUUUGAUGCAUCUGAUUGGAGGAUUGAUUGUGGAGGCGGGGUGCCCUGGAUGCUCAUUAACAUAAACUCCGCCCACUUCCGAUGUCGCUGGUAUAUUUUGUUUGUUUUCUUUCAGUAUUUUGAUGGUUAUUAUGAAUAUUGUUUGUAUUGCGUAUUUAUUAAUUAUGAUGAAUAAACAAUAA